This is a messenger RNA of Salvelinus sp. IW2-2015, 3198 nucleotides long. The record is from RefSeq and is a predicted model, not a curated record. Lineage: Eukaryota; Metazoa; Chordata; Actinopteri; Salmoniformes; Salmonidae.
GAGGAGGACGAGUUGGUCAAGUCGAAGAAGGGGUUCCACAGCCAGACAGUAGCCAAUCAGAGCCCAGAGACGGACCUGAUGUUGGAUGGAGACGAUGACACUGCCAGUCUGCUGCAGGAGAAGGAGAUGGACAACCUGGCUGGCCCAGUGGUCCUCAGCACCCCGGCCCAGCUCGUGGCCCCGGUAAUAGUGGCACGAGGGACUCUCUCCAUCACGACGACCGAGAUAUAUUUCGAAGUGGACGAGGAUGACCCCUCCUUCAAACGGCUUGACUCCACGGUCCUGGCGUACUCAGAGGGUCUGCAUGGUAAAUGGAUGUUCAGUGAGAUCAGAGCGGUCUUCUCCAGGCGAUACCUGCUCCAGAACACUGGCCUGGAGGUCUUCAUGGCCAACAGGACGUCAGUGAUGUUUAACUUCCCAGACCAAGCCACAGUGAAGAAGGUGAUCUACAGUCUACCCAGGGUUGGAGUAGGAACCAGCUAUGGCCUACCACAAGCCAGGCGUAUCUCCAUGGCGACGCCCCGGCAGCUCUUCAAGUCGUCCAACAUGACCCAGCGCUGGCAGAGGAGAGAGAUCUCCAACUUCGAGUACCUCAUGUUCCUCAACACCGUCGCAGGGAGGACCUACAACGAUCUGAACCAGUACGCCGUGUUUCCCUGGGUUCUCACCAACUAUGAGUCCGAGGAGCUGGACCUCACCCUGCCGGGCAACUUCAGAGAUCUCUCCAAGCCAAUUGGAGCAUUGAACCCGAAGCGUGCAGUGUUCUAUGCAGAGCGCUACGAGACGUGGGAAGAGGACCAGACCCCUCCAUAUCACUACAACACCCACUACUCCACCGCUAACUCCACCCUGCUCUGGCUGCUCAGGAUAGAGCCUUUCACCACGUUCUUCCUGAAAGCUAACAACAACAAGUUUGACCAUCCAGACCGGACCUUCUCAGCCAUCACCCGCUCCUGGAGGCACUGCCAGAGAGACACCUCAGACGUCAGGGAGUUGAUUCCAGAGUUCUACUACCUGCCGGAGAUGUUUGGUAACAGUAAUGGUUACACCUGGGCCAGAGGGAGGACGGCAAGGAUGUGGUGUGAUGUAGAGCUGCCUCCCUGGGCCAACAAGCCUGAAGACUUUGCAGGAUCAACCGGAUGGGCCCUGGAAAGUGAGUUUGUGUCAUGCAGCUGAUCAGUGGUUGACCUUAUUUUCGGCUACAAGCAGCGCGGGCCCGAGGCGGUGCGCGCCCUCAAUGUCUUUCACCACCUGACCUACCAGGGGUCCGUCAGCUGGACAGCAUCACUGACCCCGCCCUCAGAGAGGUACGCCAUGACACGACAUGCUACGAUACGCACGUCACUGGUCACUAUGGACACCAACACCCCCUCACCCCAACCAUCCCAUCUACCCCAGCUCCAGCAUAGACAGAUACUGCAGCUUCUGUCUAUCCAGUGUUUCCUUCCCCAGAGCCCUCUGAUGUUCAAGGACCAGAUGCAGCAGGAUGUGAUCAUGGUACUGAAGUUUCCCUCCAACUCCCCGGUGACACACGUAGCAGCCAACACCCUGCCACACCUCUCUGUCCCUGCCGCUGUCACCGUCACCUGCAGCAGACUGUUCGCUGUCAACCGCUGGCACAACACUGUCGGUUUGAGAGGAGCGCCAGGUUACUCCUGGAACAGGCCCACCACCUGCCCCAUAGAGAUGGACCCUCUGAUUGCCAACAACUCUGGGAAUAACAAGCGUCAGAUUACAGACCUGGUGGAUCAGAGCAUCCAGAUCAACACACACUGCUUCGUGGUUACCGCCGACAACCGCUACAUCCUGGUCUGUGGCUUCUGGGACAAGAGUUUCAGAGUCUACUCCACCGAGACAGGUAAGCUGACCCAGAUAGUGUUUGGCCACUGGGACGUGGUGACGUGUCUGGCCCGGUCAGAGAGCUACAUCGGGGGAGACUGCUACAUCGUGUCAGGGUCCAGAGACGCUACUCUGCUACUGUGGUACUGGAGUGGACGACACCACAUCAUAGGAGACAACCCCAACAACAGUGACUACCCGGCACCGCGAGCUGUGCUGACCGGCCAUGACCAUGAGGUGGUGUGUGUCUCUGUGUGUGCCGAGCUGGGACUGGUCAUCAGUGGAGCCAAAGAGGGUCCGUGUCUGGUCCACACUAUAACAGGGGACCUGCUGCGGGCCCUGGAGGGCCCAGAUAACUGCCUGUGUCCCCGCCUCAUAUCGGUGUCCAGCGAGGGCCACUGUAUCAUCUGCUACGAGAGAGGACGCUUCUGUAACUUCAGCAUCAACGGAAAACUACUGGCUCAGAUGGAGGUCAACGACUCAACACGGGCCAUUAUGCUGAGUAGUGAUGGUCAGAACCUGGUGACGGGUGGAGACAACGGGGUAGUGGAGGUGUGGCAGGCCUGUGACUUCAAACAACUCUACAUCUACCCAGGCUGUGAUGCUGGUGUCCGCGCCAUGGACCUCUCUCACGACCAGAGGACUCUCAUCACUGGCAUGGCAUCCGGUAGCAUUGUGGCGUUCAACAUCGACUUCAACCGGUGGCACUACGAGCACCAGAACAGAUACUGAGGGUUACAGAGACAGAGAGGCAGUACAACAUGGCCAUGUUUGGAGGACACCUGGACACUACUGUUAACCAACUAUACAGGUUAGCUGCUGUUAACUACAUAUACAAGUUAGCUAACUACGGUAUAAGAGUUAACUAAUGCUAACUAACCUCACAGGUCAACUACAAGUUAACGACAGGUUAACUAACUAACCAUAAACUGUAGAAAUACAGUGGGGUCCACAGUUAUUGACACCCUUGAUGAAGAUGAACAAUAAUGACUGUAUAAAAUAAAUAAUUCAGAAACUGAGCUAUAUUAUAUGCUCCCAAAAAUGUGAGAAUUAUUUUAUGUUAUUAGAAUUGCUUAGAGAAAGAGAUUUUGUUUAACAAGUWWAAAAAAACUAUUCUCAAAAGGUAGGAGUGAAAAUUAAAGCUCCCUAAAGAUUCUUAUAAAUAAAGUUGUCAAAAGUGUAGUAUUUGGUACCAUAUUCCUAUCAUGCAAUGACUACAUCAAGCUUUGGAUUCUACAAACUUGUUGUUUGCAUUUGCAGUUUUUUUAGGUUGUGUUUCUGAUUAUAGAAUGGUAGAAAUGAAUGGUAAAUAAUGUAUUCUGUCAUUUUGGAGUCACUUUUAUUGUAAAUAUGAAUAUG